Molecule: messenger RNA, 219 nt
Organism: Pyricularia grisea
Lineage: Eukaryota; Fungi; Ascomycota; Sordariomycetes; Magnaporthales; Pyriculariaceae
Exons: 2
Coding region: 1-219 (72 amino acids)
Source: RefSeq, a predicted model, not a curated record
AUGACCGACUCAAUCAAUACACCACCGACCUCUCGUGAUGGUAGCAGCAACUGCCAGCCAAUCAACUUUUCACAUCCGACGCCGGAGUCGUACUCUGCUUCCAAGAUAAACAGUUUUAUCACAGAUGACACAUAUGGCACCCUCCUCGACAAUCACGGGGGCUCUAGAUACUCCUUGGCGCAACAUCUCAGCUAUCCCAUAACCCGCAACCUAUUUUGA